GCCGAGCAAGAUUUUCAAGGGCAAGCCGAAGCUUCAAUCACUUAUUAUGGAUUAUUCAUUGCUCCUCAUUUACUUUUACAUGUUAUCCUUAAGAGAUCCAUCGCUAUGCAUAUCACACCUCUCCCCUAGAUAUCGAUGGGCUUGAAAGAAGCAGCUGCCAUCUUCUGGCUCGUAGUUCAUUUUGCAGUUGUGCGUCGAUGCACUCUUAAAUUUUGACUAGCCCUCAAACGACGCACUUCUCUCUUUCUCUAACCUCUAGGAGAAACACGAAGGUAAUGGACCAGGACCCAAAACCAGAAACCGAACUCCCGCUACGAGUCAUAGCAGCAAUCCUAAGUUAAGGCCAAGGAUUUAAGUCAGUGUUAUCAAGGUCAUAAUAUUUUGCAACUGAGUCGUGACGCUACUUUUUAUAUGUGCCCUAGUGUUUCACGGAUGUGCACGAAUAUGCCUACUACUCAUAUUCAGCAUAACAUGCUGCCACCUGGGACCUGCAGACCAUAUUGAGUCCGAUUCUAAUAGCCAUGAAUGCGACAGGCCGCAGAGACGUCAAAGAGUACAUCUUAUGGCACACAAGUCCCGUUGUCUAUUCAGUGGCUGCCUAAUUGAAAUAGAUACUGAGCUGAUUUCUGACGGCUUCACUUCUCUUCGUCUUUCAUCUGAACUAAGUAUGUGACCUACCUAGGAGACAGACUGGAGGGCGAGGCGCUGACUUAAGGGGCCUGGGAGGAGGGCCAAAAGGCUAAGCCAAGCCUCUUUUUCAAAUGAAGCCACACUCAAGGAAGUUAGCAAAGGCGCUUUGCUUGCAGUGUGACAUAUUAUCAGAGUAGUUGAUGUUGAUGUAGUACUAGUAUAUUUAACAGCCAGAGCCCAAUUUCUUAAGUUCUUUGGUCACCUACUUGAGACGACUCCUUCCACGUGCAUCACUAAAACUAAGAGUCCGUCCUUGUUCUUCUGAUCUGUCUCUUUAGCGAUCAACUUCGUUCACAGUCAGUUUCCAGAUGUGCGUUGAUUCUCACCCCUCACCUCGCCUCCUUGCGUGUGAGCCUCUGUAUGUUCCCUUUCAUUGAUCAACGACAAAGUCCGCACGUUUCCUUGGCUGCAGCAUAAUAUAGAGACGAGUCCUGCGCUCAAAAUAUGGCCUCAUACAUGAUAUUUAUCUAUGGAGAAAAAACCUUGCACAAGAAGCACGGCAGUGCCGUAAGUAUCCUCUUCUUGUGCAAGACACACGCUCAGAAGAAGCAUCAACAAAAAAGAAAGGCCUCGUCUCUAACAUUCAAAGAAGUGGUCCGGAUGUGCACCCAGGCGUACUUUGUUAUGGCUACAAUCAAGAAAAAUUGCGAGGAGCAACACAAAUGGAAUUUUCAUACACCCCAUCCUCAUCACGACCCGUUUUAUGCCCUUUAGUUACUAAUCUUGAUCAGCACUUGCAACAUGAGUCACACAUGUCAACUCAAGAUACAUAUGAGCAUGAGCAAAAUAACUGAUAAUCUCAAGCAGUGUUCCAUACUUACUGCUAUUAUGUUAUCACACAUCCCUACACAUCGACGCUCAAAAAGACUCAUAGACUCGCCUAGAUACUAUGUUUUAGUUUGCGGAUGGUAUCAGCUCAAGGUGCAAAUUUCUAAUGCCGCAGGAAAGCAACUACGCAAAGCUGAAUUCCAAACAGGCAUGUUUGAUUAUGGCUCGAGUCGCUUUUAGUUGAGCUUUUGGCUCGUUGCGCGCGCGGCGUGUCAGCUGUGCAUCUCUCUCCUUCAAGAGACCCGAGCAUCACUGCUUUUGAGUCUCUCCGUUGAUUUUGGGUUCUAGAGUGAUAUCUUGAAUGCAAAAGUGAAGAUAUCAUCCCUAUGCCUGGCGCAACCGCAUUCGAAGCAAUUGAACAAACUAAAAGCAGGAAGCAAUCCUACCCUUCAUCUGUAACCGUUUUACCUCGCUUUAAGGCUUAUUGCUACCUCUCUUGCAGGGUUGCAUAAGGCUGGUUUUAUCAUGAGUAAGCAUCUGACUGCCUUAUGUAAUCAGCAAAGUCUUGAGGUGGGACAAAAAAACCGCUAAGCAACCAUGUGGAAAGCGAAGCCGAAAAACUGGGCAUUAUUAAGGCUUACCUAAGUCAAUCACACUAACCAUAAACUUCCUCUGCUUGUGUACUUUCUUUGGCGCCCCCUUAAUUAUUGAUUAAUGGGGGAUACUAUGACCCCCGCAGUCAAAAUUCAUCUGUCCCAUGGCGACCUAUUCUAAAGCAGCCAAAACGCUCAACUACACAGACACGGACGGCAACUUGCAGACCCGGGUGUUCUUAUGGAUCUCCAGUGAAUAG
Molecule: messenger RNA, 2311 nt
Organism: Amoebophrya sp. A25
Lineage: Eukaryota; Dinophyceae; Syndiniales; Amoebophryaceae
Source: the annotation of a GenBank genome assembly